Messenger RNA from Myotis daubentonii (Daubenton's bat), 8622 nucleotides. It is a transcript of the gene ANKRD52, whose product is annotated as ankyrin repeat domain 52. Gene Ontology annotation, molecular function: protein binding. The record is from RefSeq and is a predicted model, not a curated record. NCBI's taxonomy places the organism in Eukaryota, Metazoa, Chordata, Mammalia, Chiroptera, Vespertilionidae.
CCCCCCGGUAGGCGGGGCCGCGCUCUCCCCGCAGCCGCCGCCGCAGCCGCCGCCUGGGCCGCCCCGUGUCCCCGGUGGAUCCUCCGCCGCCGCCGCCGGGAGCUCGAUGCGGACGGAGCCCGGGCCGGGCCAUGGGGAUCCUCAGCAUCACGGACCAGCCGCCCCUGGUCCAGGCCAUCUUCAGCCGCGAUGUGGAGGAGGUGCGCUCCCUCCUCUCGCAGAAGGAGAACAUCAACGUGCUGGACCAGGAGCGGCGAACCCCGCUGCAUGCUGCUGCCUACGUCGGCGAUGUCCCCAUCCUCCAGUUGCUACUGAUGUCAGGUGCUAACGUCAACGCUAAGGACACACUGUGGCUGACCCCCCUCCAUCGUGCUGCUGCCUCCCGAAAUGAGAAGGUGCUGGGGCUGCUGCUGGCACAUUCAGCAGAUGUGAAUGCCCGAGACAAGCUGUGGCAGACACCAUUGCAUGUGGCUGCCGCCAACCGGGCCACCAAGUGUGCUGAGGCGCUGGCACCCCUGUUGAGCAGCCUCAACGUGGCUGACAGGAGCGGGCGCAGUGCCCUGCACCAUGCAGUGCAUAGCGGGCAUCUGGAGACGGUGAACCUGCUCCUCAAUAAGGGAGCCAGCCUGAACGUCUGUGACAAAAAGGAGCGGCAGCCUCUGCACUGGGCAGCUUUUCUAGGGCAUUUGGAUGUCCUGAAACUGCUGGUGGCCCGGGGAGCAGACCUUGGCUGCAAGGACCGCAAGGGCUAUGGGCUGCUCCAUACAGCUGCUGCCAGUGGCCAGAUUGAAGUGGUGAAGUACCUGCUGCGGACGGGGGCUGAGAUCGACGAGCCCAAUGCUUUUGGAAACACAGCUUUGCACAUUGCCUGCUACCUGGGCCAGGAUGCUGUGGCUAUUGAGCUGGUGAACGCAGGAGCCAAUGUCAACCAGCCGAAUGACAAGGGCUUCACGCCACUGCACGUGGCUGCCGUCUCCACCAACGGCGCGCUCUGCUUGGAGCUUCUGGUCAAUAAUGGGGCUGAUGUCAACUACCAGAGCAAAGAAGGCAAAAGUCCUCUGCACAUGGCUGCCAUCCACGGCCGUUUCACCCGCUCCCAGAUCCUCAUCCAGAAUGGCAGCGAGAUUGAUUGUGCUGACAAAUUUGGGAACACGCCACUGCACGUGGCCGCUCGCUACGGACACGAGCUGCUCAUCAGCACCCUCAUGACCAAUGGCGCGGACACCGCCCGGCGCGGCAUCCACGACAUGUUCCCCCUGCACUUAGCUGUCCUUUUUGGAUUCUCUGACUGUUGUCGUAAGCUUCUUUCCUCAGGUCAGCUGUACAGCAUUGUAUCUUCACUCAGCAAUGAGCACGUGCUUUCAGCUGGGUUUGACAUCAAUACGCCCGACAACCUUGGCCGCACCUGUCUUCAUGCUGCUGCUUCUGGAGGGAAUGUUGAAUGUCUUAAUUUGCUGUUGAGCAGUGGAGCUGACUUGAGGAGGAGAGACAAAUUUGGAAGGACUCCACUGCACUACGCAGCCGCCAACGGCAGCUACCAGUGCGCGGUCACACUGGUGACUGCUGGGGCAGGCGUCAACGAGGCCGACUGCAAAGGCUGCUCCCCCCUCCACUACGCUGCCGCCUCUGACACCUAUAGGAGAGCAGAGCCCCACUCACCUGCCAGCCACGAUGCUGAAGAGGAGGAGCCCCUGAAGGAGUCCCGCAGGAAGGAGGCCUUCUUCUGUCUGGAGUUCUUACUGGAUAACGGUGCAGACCCCUCCCUGCGGGACAGGCAGGGCUACACAGCUGUGCACUAUGCAGCCGCCUAUGGCAACAGACAGAACCUCGAACUGCUCUUAGAAAUGUCUUUUAACUGCCUGGAGGAUGUGGAGAGCACCAUUCCAGUCAGCCCUUUGCACUUAGCUGCCUACAAUGGUCACUGUGAAGCCCUGAAGACGCUGGCCGAGACGCUGGUGAAUCUGGAUGUCAGGGACCACAAGGGCCGGACCGCACUCUUUCUGGCCACUGAGCGAGGCUCUACUGAGUGUGUGGAGGUGCUUACAGCCCACGGCGCCUCUGCCCUCAUCAAGGAGCGCAAGCGCAAGUGGACACCCCUGCAUGCUGCUGCUGCCUCUGGUCACACUGACUCCCUGCACUUGCUGAUCGACAGUGGGGAACGAGCUGACAUCACAGAUGUCAUGGAUGCCUAUGGACAAACCCCACUGAUGCUGGCCAUCAUGAAUGGCCAUGUGGACUGUGUACACCUGCUGCUAGAGAAAGGAUCCACAGCUGAUGCUGCUGACCUCCGGGGCUGCACCGCCCUCCACCGUGGGGCAGUGACUGGCUGUGAGGACUGCCUGGCUGCCCUGCUGGACCACGACGCGUUUGUGCUGUGCCGAGACUUCAAGGGCCGCACGCCCAUCCACCUGGCCUCUGCCUGUGGCCACACUGCGGUCCUGCGGACCCUGCUGCAGGCUGCCCUUUCCACAGACCCCCUGGACGCCGGAGUGGAUUACAGCGGAUACUCGCCCAUGCACUGGGCCUCCUACACUGGACAUGAAGAUUGUCUGGAGUUGUUACUUGAACACAGCCCAUUUCAAUACCUGGAAGGAAACCCCUUCACUCCUUUGCACUGUGCAGUAAUUAAUAACCAGGACAGCACCACGGAGAUGCUGCUGGGAGCUCUGGGUGCCAAGAUUGUGAACAGCCGAGAUGCCAAAGGACGGACCCCUCUUCACGCCGCUGCCUUCGCGGACAACGUCUCUGGGCUCCGGAUGCUGCUGCAGCAUGAGGCUGAGGUGGAUGCCACUGACCACACUGGCCGCACCGCGCUCAUGACGGCGGCUGAGAACGGGCAGACUGCUGCUGUGGAAUUUCUGCUGUAUCGAGGGAAGGCGGACCUAACUGUGCUGGAUGAGAACAAGAACACUGCCCUCCACUUGGCUUGUAGCAAGGGCCAUGAGAAAUGUGCCCUCAUGAUCCUGGCAGAAACCCAAGACCUUGGCCUUAUCAAUGCUACCAACAGUGCGCUGCAGAUGCCACUCCACAUCGCUGCCCGGAACGGUCUAGCUUCUGUGGUGCAGGCCCUGCUGAGUCGUGGGGCCACAGUGCUGGCUGUGGAUGAAGAAGGUCACACCCCAGCACUGGCCUGUGCCCCCAACAAAGAUGUGGCAGACUGCCUGGCCUUGAUCCUUUCCACCAUGAAGCCUUUCCCACCCAAGGACGCCGUCAGUCCUUUCAGCUUCAGCCUGCUCAAGAACUGCAGCAUUGCAGCAGUCAAGACGGUGGGUGGCUGCGGGGCCCUGCCCCACGGGGCCUCCUGCCCCUACAGCCAGGAGCGGCACGGCGCCAUCGGGUUAGAUGGCUGCUACUCUGAGUAGCCCCUUUCCAGUGUCCCUCUCCCUGCCGGUGGCUUGAUAUCUUAUUCUAUUUAUUUAGAAAAAGUCUAUACAUUUAGGGCACUUUAAAGGAGAACACGACUGAGUUGGGGGUUGGAGGGGGGAGAAAAGCACUGGGGAGCAGCUGCUCACCCCUUUGCCAUACCAUCCUGGCCUGGCAGGGGCCUGGGACUGACAGGGAGCACCCCAGGCCCUUGGUACCCCCAGGGCAGCCCCUUCUGCCAAGUGUCCCAAAAUGAUUGCUAAAUGCCUGGCUCCCCCUCUCGUUACCCCACCUCUCAGUUUCCUCUUUCUGCUGCCAGCGACCCCAACUCUUCCCCCAGAUUCUCCUCUCUGUGUCCCCCGCCCCUCCUGCCAGGCAGAUCCCUUCCUCUUCUUCCAUUCCCAUCACUGCCUCCCUGCUCGGCCGGCUCCUCCAUCCCCGCAGCAGUGAGAAGCCUUAAUCUCUGGUACUGUGUGAGCACUCUGGGGGCACCCCUCCCCCUUCAGGGGCAGCUAGUGGACAAGGGGGGAGGGUAUUUAGCACUGGGGCCUGGAGCUUUUCCCCAUUUCUGUAUCCCAUCCCCCUAAAGUUCAAAUGCAAAACACUUGAAGCAGCAACUACUGUACCUGGGCCCCCAUCCUGCACUCUCCCCUGGCCCCUCAUAUGCAAAUCAAGGGCUGGUUCUGCCCCCACAGCCUACUCCCCCGCUCCCCUCCCUGCUGGCCUGGCCCCAGCCACGCACUUUAACCCGCUUCUUCUUUUCACUUCUUUUGGGAGGCCAGAGCCCCUGGCCGUUCCCUCCCCGGCUCUCCUCUCUCUUAACUUUGAGGCUUGUCAUGAAUUUUUAAGUAAGCAUUUUAUCCUUUAGGGAAAGAAACAAAUUAAUUUCCUGCCCAUUUCAAAACCACAGCCCUCGUAUGUCCUAUGUGUUUCAGGCAUGUGUUUGCAUGUGUGUGGAGGGAGGGGCUGUGCUCUUCCUCCUGCGUCCCCAUCCUAUAGACCUCUGCUCCUGUCUGCUCCCACCUUCCACAUGUCCACGAGCACCCACGGCCCCCAGUCACUCCUGAUCUGAAGCCAAAGAUGGUGGGAGGGGCAGGGCAGACGAGGGACCGUGGCUGCUCGGGACCAGGCUUCCCCUCCCAGUGAGGAUGAAGCUCUGAUCUAAGGAGAACAGCAGACACCAAGGCGAGGGCUCUGCCUCCCAGCAGCAGGGAGAGGGGUUUGAGCUCGGGGCUGCACUGAGAAGAUUCCUCAAAGCUGCACCCUAAAAGCCAGACUGGGCUAGAUGAGGAGGGGGCAGUUUCUUCUCUAAAUGUAGCAUUGAAUUUGGCCCUGGUCCCUUCAAAAGCCCUGUCCAUCCAUCUCCUAGCUAAGCCUCCUGGACAGUUGGACCCUUUCCCACAGCCCAGUGUUCCCUUCCUCACACUCAAUACCUCAGCCAGGGGCCAAGACACAGAACUUGAAUAGAGGUCAUGCCCCCUCCGUGCCCACAGUGCAUCCUUGCCCAGUUUGGCUGCCAUCAGUAUUGUCCCCUGAGAACUGGAUGGGCUUCGUUUACACAGUAGAGGGUCUCCCCUGCCAGGGGACCCCUCAUUCUCCUGCCCCUCUCUCAUGCUUGCUUUAUUCACCAUCUUACCUGAUUCCAGUUGUAGCCCCUGCAAAUCUUGCUUCCCUUGCCAAGGGUGGGCUGAGGGGAGAGGGAGCAUCCCAGGGCCCCUCCCUCCCUCACAGAUACCCUUAACCAUACCUCAUGCUGGUUCCCUGAUGCCUGGGGUGUUUAUCCAAGUCCUUAUUCUUUUCGUUUCUUUUAUCCUCUAUCUUGCUUCCCCGCCCCCCUCAGUUCCUAAACCAUUUCAAAGCUUCCAAAUGACCAUUAUUGGUGAGAAGGAUUGUGCAGCUUUUAGUUUUUAUUUUUGUUUUCAAAGCCAAAGGGCCUUGCGACGCCCCUCUUGCCCACCUCCUUUUACACCCCGUCCUCCCCUAGACGACAAUCAAUGUGACCUCUCUUAAGGGCUGCAGCCCCCCACCCUGCUGGAUCUGCAGAGCUUGCCCCUAACUUUAAUUCUCUCUCCUGAAAUCUUCCCAUUCCAUCCCCUCCCUCUCAUUUUGGUGCUGGGAAUUAGGUGGUGGGGGCGGGGGAGAAGGGAACCGGGUUCUCCAGAGAAGACUCUCGGGGUAUCGGUCGUGUUCUCCUUUAUCAGCGUUCGGUGAUGACAGGAAGCGUCGGAGUGUUUGUCAGGAGCCCCAUGGUUUUGCUGGAGGAGAUUUCUGGUGGCUGCUCCCGGCUGCCCCGUCAGCACACCGUCAGCAGUGCUGGGCAUGUGGGGCAUCCUCGUCCUCACGCGGCUGUGAGGCCUGGAGGACAAGCAGCCUCUCCUAUGCCAAAGGAAACCCCGCCCCAGGUUCUCCAGUCCCUUGUGUUUUUUGAAGCAUUUUGACCAUUCUCAUGGCCACUGCAUAUUUAUUUUAAUGUUAAGAUUUUUUUUAAACCUCUUUGACUUAAACGGGUGUGGAGAAGUGAAAAACAGGCAGAAUGCCCCCCAGUCUUGAGGGGGUAGGUGGGGAAGAAACCUCUCCUUCCCUUCACCUGCCCUCUCCCCUCCCCUCCCCACCGCAGCUAAAGCACUUGCUUCAAGUAAUAAGCACUUUUGAGAAAAGGCCUAUUUUAAGUGAGGAUCCUGGGAGCAGCCCCAGGUCCCAGCAAAGGAGACAGAGCUAGGGCUACAUAGGAGACAGGGAAACAGACGUGUAAAUCAGAGGGCGAGAUGAAAAGAGCCAGUUUUUAGUUUCUGAUUUUGUGGGGAUAUGUCUGAUUGGGCGGUGGCUUUGGUAGGGUUGUGUACUAUCCUUCAGAAAAGCAAAUGGCACAAACUGUGGGUCCCAGGAUGGACCAACAGACCCAGGUCACUGCCACUGUCCAGCUGAGACUGACGGGCCACCUCCCCCACCCCUGGCCCCUGAGCCAUAGGACUGCUGAAAACCACUGAAUGUACAGCCCAGGUUGGGGUGGGGAGCAGCCCCUGGGGGAGGGGGCUUCUCCUUUUGUUUGGUGCUGUGGGGGGUGGGAGAGAUGAGACUGAGGGACGGCCACCCCACUUAGACGUGUUCCUUGGGGUGGAGGGGCUGGGAGGGCUUACCCCCUCUCCAGCCCCAGCCAUGGCCCCUCCUCCUUCCUCAUCCCUAUCCGUUUUGACUGUAAGUCCAGCUCACCUUUGCCUUCAAUAUGUAACCAAAGGAAAACUCAAUACUGUUUCCACCGCUGUCUGCCCACCUGAGCACCUUCUUCCUCCCUGGACCUAGAAGGGGAGAAGAGGCUGGGGGCACCGGAGUGUAGGGCCAGAGUGAACGGUUCUACAGCUGUACCCCCAAAACCUUCUCUGGGGUCUUAGAAGGGGCCCUGAGAGGUGGGGUGGAGCCAGGCUGGAGGGGCUGGGAGCAGGCCCACUGUGGAUCUUGUGCACAUGCGUGUUUUUUCGUUUGAAGGACUCCAGUGACUGUGCUCCAGCAGGGAGGCCCCUUCCUCCUUCCCUCUCCACCAUUCCUCACCCUCUCCCCAUACCCAGUGCUCAUCCCCUGCCUCCCCUUCCCACCGCAAAGGAAAAUAGCCUUACAGACCCUCGCCCAGAAACCCCCUCCGGGGCAAACCCCUGUGGGGCCCCAUCCUGCCUAGUUUGAACCCUACCUUGUAAGAAGGAGGGAGAAGGCGCAAAGCAGCCCUUCCCCUGAUCAUGGUGGCUCCGUCCGCCGCACCUGGACCCAUGCUGGGCAAGGGCGGAGGUGAGGAGUCUUUGAGGACCAAGCCCAGUGGUCUGGGAAGAGGGAGGUGGAGAAGGAAGGGUCUGUUUUGAGGACUCCCUCCUCCCAACCCAACCCCUAGAGAAGCGACCAAAUCCCAGAGAUGGGAGGAAGCCGGGGUGGGGAGGGUCUGCUCUAUGAAUUACUUGAAGGUACUGACUCUGAGGCUGCUGUUGCCCACUUAGGUGUGAGGGGGACACUGUCACUGCAUCCGGGGGGCAGAGGGCGGGUGACGAGAGGAUCCACCCUUGGCCCAUGCUCACUCCUGCUAGGCCCCUUCCCUGGGGAGCCUGGCUUUGCGCCCAGGGAAGUUGGGGAGAGCCUUCCCCCCCAUGUCCAUCCCUCACCGUGGGCACCCUCUCCAAUUGCACUAAAGUAGCUGUUGUGCCAGUCUUACCCCCACACCAGGUGGGGUCUCUGCUUCCAGUCCUUUCUCGCCCACUGCCUCUGCUCCCUUCCCGGACAAUCUCCUUGUUCCCUGUAUUCCUGGGUAGCUCAGCUUUGUAUGUGUGCGUUUGGGGGUGGGGGUGGGUUCUGGCUGGAGUGGGCUUGGUAGGGGUUGGGAAGGGCUAGGGGAAAGGUGGAGGAUGAAGUCUCCUCUCCCCUUCCUCAACUCCAAGCCACAGAAGCCUGGGAGGGAGGGUGCCUACUCUCGCUGCUGUGUGUCUCGCAGAUGUGCCAAAACGGGGUUGGGUGGGAGGGAGGGUGCCUGGCAGAGUGGCCCCCAGGGUGGCUCUCUCAAAGCAAUACAGUUCCUCCUGCCGGGGGGACGGCAAGACAGGGGAGAGGGUUGGGUGGGGACCUGGGGUUCCCUGUGUACAGCUGUGUAUAUCCAGGGGUGUUCUCUGUCUGGUACUCGCUGCGGACGUCUAUGUGUGUGUGAUCCUCCCCUUCCUUGUGCCCUGCAUGACCUGUGAUGCUGCAGACACCACCAUCCUGUGUGCAGGGGUGUGUUGGGAGCACGGAGGGGCAUGUUCCAUGUCCUGUUGUGCCCUCCACCCUGUGACCCAUGUACUCGGUUGUAGGAAGUAAAGAGAACUGAGCACAAUUCACUGGAUUCUAGUGGAAUCUUUCUCUAAGCAAUGUUCCCCUUCCUGCCCUUCUCCCUGCCUUGGAUCCACCUGUGGUGCUAGCGUUGGGGUCGGGGGGUGUUUAAUGCUGGUGGUCAGCAAUAAAGGGCAGAUCUGCCCAGAUGCCUGUAUCCCCAGGGUGCUGAGGGCAGCAGGAAAAAGGGGGGACCUCAGUGCAUUGCCCCAUCCCUUCCCCUCCUCCCUGGGCUAAAGCACAAUGCUGUCCCCACAGAUUGAUGCACCCUGCAUCCUCCAACCCGACUCAUGUCCUCCCCAACCUGCUUCGAGCCCCCUCCCACCACAUCCUGGUUUUCUAUGCUGUUUUGGUGCAAGUACAACUGUCGUAGUCAUGGCUUUAGGAUGGGUUCUGUUUAUUAAAAUCCUGUUGCUCCUA